This is a messenger RNA of Sphaeroforma arctica JP610, 969 nucleotides long. RefSeq lists its product as hypothetical. The record is from RefSeq and is a predicted model, not a curated record. Lineage: Eukaryota; Ichthyosporea; Ichthyophonida. The coding region runs from base 228 to 875 and encodes 215 amino acids. The transcript has a single exon.
UUUAACCCUCGCUCCACACAAAUAUUUACACAGUUUGCAUUCAGUAUAAAUAGACAGAUGACGACUUCAGAUGCUGCAUUACUUUAUUAACACAUGGAAGUUCAUGCGCCUUGAAUUGAAAGAGGCCUUUAAAAAAUUUAAUAAAUAAUCCCUUUUGCGUUGAAAUUGUUGUAUACGAGAUACAGUCACUGUUACUUGUACGUCUGACAGCAGAAUAGAACACCAACAUGGGUAGAUCAAGUAUGAACGCGGAGCUUACCACUACCGAUUUAUUAGCGCGGCAAGCGGAAUUGAAGGUGAAAGCUAAGAAGCAUCAGAUAGCGACUAUAGGCUGGAGUGUGGCCACAGUGGGGACCGCUGUACUGUUCUGGCCGUUGGCUGUACUUGCCUUCCCUGUUGCCGUAGGCGAGCUCAACGGAGCACGCAAACUCAAAGUCAAGGGCAGGAAGGUCAAGGAAGAGUUGAAGAAACGCCGGUUAGCCGAUGGUUCGUACUCUAAUGGCAGUGCAACAGAAACACCUGACCGGUAUUUUGCCUAUCGCGGAAUGAUAGAUGAACCUUACAAUCAGACUAACCGACAACGCGACUCGUACUCAGUGCUGCCCAGGUACCCCACAACAACUUCUUUUGCCCCUUCCGAUCGGGAUGCUGUGGCGUAUGUGCCGUACGCAUACUCGAGUGCUGACCCGCCGAAGUACAGCGAUAUAUCAAACUAUGCUUCUUCUUCCUAUGGCGGGUAUUCGUCCGAUGAAACAUACAACUAUCUGCAACAAACGUAUAACCACCACGCGAGUGAGGUUUUAGCGAACGACCUUGCGUCGUCUUCACAGGCCGGAUAUGCGAGAACCGAAUACAGUAGCAAUCGUCACUCAUAGCAGCCAUCAUGAAACCCGAAUCCGCUCCGUCAUACCAUCUCAUAGACUCGCAGCUUAUGAAAGCAACGCCCAAAAAAUUUAAUAAAUAUAAUCC